AUAUACUGUAUGAUUGGAGUUUCCAAAAUCGUCUUACUUUGCUCUCUGGUUCUCAAGUCCUUAAGCUUCUCUCUCUCUCUCUGUUUCUCUCUCUCUCUCUCAGAGAGAAGUCUGAAUAUGGAGAUAGUAGUAUACAAGUACUCUCCUGCAAUUGCAUGUGCGAUUAUUGGUGUUGUGACCUUAGCAUGGGCAUCAUGGUCUGUAUUCAAUUGGGUAUGGUUAAGACCGAAGAAGCUGGAAAGGUAUCUCCGAAAUCAAGGUCUCACCGGUAACUCUUACAAGUUGUUAUUCGGAGACAUGAAAGAGAGCUCUGCCAUGUCUAGAGAAGCUAAAUCCACUCCCAUCAAAAUCUCCGAUGAUAUUGUCCCUCGCGUCUUACCCUUCGUUCAUCAAUACAUCUCCAAUUACGGAAAGAAUUCUUUUAUGUGGCUUGGACCAAAACCGAGGGUUAACAUCAUGGACCCUGAACUCAUAAAGGAGAUUUUGUCAAAGAAUUUCAACUUUCAAAAGGUCAAGACAAAUCCACUAUCCAGGUUGUUAGCCAAUGGACUAGCUAGCCAAGAUGGUGAGCAAUGGACUAAACACAGGAAAAUCAUCAACCCGGCUUUUCAUAUGGAGAAGUUGAAGCAUAUGCUACCUGCAUUUUAUUUGAGCUGCAGCGAGAUGAUAAGUGAAUGGGAGAACAAUAUUGUCUCAGCAGAAGGGUCAUGUGAGUUGGAUGUGUGGCCUUCUCUUCAAACUUUGUCUAGCGAUGUGAUCUCUCGCACGGCAUUUGGUAGUAACUAUGAAGAGGGAAGAAGGAUAUUCCAACUUCAGAGAGUACAAGCUGAGCUUCUAAUCCAGGCUUUGAGUACAGUUUACAUCCCAGGCUGGAGGUUUUUGCCAACUGAGAGGAACAAGAAGAUGAAAGAAAUCGAUAAAGAAGUACAAGCAUCACUAAAGGUUAUCAUCAAUAAAAGACUGAAGGCAAUGAAGGAAGGAGAAACUAAUAAUGAUGACUUACUGGGUAUAUUAUUGGAAUCCAAUCUCAAGGAAAUUGAACAGCAUGGGAAUAACAAGAAAGUUGGAAUGAGUAUUAAAGAAGUCAUUGAAGAAUGCAAGCUAUUCUACAUUGCUGGGCAAGAGACUACCUCAGUUUUGCUUGUGUGGACAAUGGUUUUAUUAAGUAGGCAUCAAAAUUGGCAACAACAUGCAAGGGAAGAGGUAUUGGAAGUAUUUGGGAAUGACAAGCCCAACUUUGAUAACUUAAAUCACCUCAAAAUUGUGACUAUGAUUUUGUAUGAAGUUCUACGGUUAUACCCACCAGUAAUUAUGCUUAAUCGAAUUGUCCAUGAAGAUACAAAAUUAGGAGGAAUCACCAUCCCGAGUGGAGUGCUACUUUCUUUACCAAUAAUGCUACUUCAUUAUGACACUGAAAUUUGGGGUGAUGAUGCAAAGGAGUUCAAGCCAGAGAGGUUUUCAGAAGGAGUGUCGAAGGCAGCGAAGAACCAAGUUUCGUUUUUCCCAUUCAGUUGGGGACCUCGGGUAUGUGUUGGACAAAGCUUUGCAAUGUUAGAAGCCAAGAUGGCCGUGGCUAUGAUUCUACAACGAUUCUCUUUCGAGCUUUCACCAUCCUAUACUCACGCUCCAUACCCUAUUGUAACUCUUCAACCCCAAUAUGGUGCUCACUUGAUUCUACAGAAACUUUAGAUAUUUCUGUCUAUUUGGGGUUUAAAAUUUCAUGAACUAUAAGGCAUGUACUUUUGAUUUUUAUCAUCUUAUAAUUUUCUCUUUUAUUUUAUAUGAGUGGAUAAGGUUUUAAGAACUAAUUAGUCAGUUUUUGUCAUUAUGAGUUUAAACCAUAGUUAAGUCUGGUCAUGUAAACUCUUGUUAAUCUCUAUGGCUGAUAUGUUAUAUAUUUGUAAGACAUUAUAUGAAAGAGAGUUGAACGGUGCUAUAUAGUAGUAUAUAGACAAACAAACAAAAUUUGUGAA
Messenger RNA from Camellia sinensis, 1973 nucleotides. RefSeq names its product cytochrome P450 CYP72A219. Gene Ontology annotation, molecular function: heme binding; monooxygenase activity; oxidoreductase activity, acting on paired donors, with incorporation or reduction of molecular oxygen. Lineage: Eukaryota; Viridiplantae; Streptophyta; Magnoliopsida; Ericales; Theaceae. The record is from RefSeq and is a predicted model, not a curated record.